Dovyalis caffra is the source of this 870-nucleotide messenger RNA. The record is from the annotation of a GenBank genome assembly. Lineage: Eukaryota; Viridiplantae; Streptophyta; Magnoliopsida; Malpighiales; Salicaceae.
AUGGAGAGACAAUAUGAGGACGAGAGAAUUCAGGAGUUGGUGAAUACUGAUUGGCUGAGUUGCGGUGGAGGUUCUAGCAAAGGUAGUGGCAAGGUGAUCAGAAGGGCUCAAGGUGGCCGUCCUAGUACUAAACCGCCGAUGGGCUACAUCUGCCACCGUUGCCAUGUUGGAGGACACUUCAUCAAGCAUUGUCCCACCAAUGGAGAUACAAAAUAUGACACCAGGAAAGUUAAAGCCCCCUCUGGUAUUCCAAAAUCCAUGUUAAUCACCAAUCCGGAAGGUCACUAUGUUUUGUCCGGUGGGGAGGCUGCUGUCUUGAAGCCUAAUGAAGAGGCUUUUGAGAAAGAUAUGGAGGGCAUGCCUUCAAAAAGACCUACUUGGUCUGUUCAUGAUGUCCCACAGGACCUUCUGUGCCCUUUAUGUAAGAAUGUAAUGAAGGAUGCUAUGUUGACUAGCAAAUGCUGUUUUAGAAGUUUUUGUGACAAAUGUAUAAGAGAUCACUUGAUUAAUUCCAAGUUGAAGUGUGAGUGUGGAGCAACAGAUAUACUUACUGAUUAUCUUAUCCCAAACAUGACUGUAAGGCGUGCCAUUAAUAGGAUUUUGGAGUGUAGUACUAGCAGCAGCGGCGGCAGUGGUAGCGACGCUAAAAGCAUCUCUUUACAAGUUCAAGAUUUAGGUUCUGUUGAUCGCUGUCCAUCACAAACUAAUGCUGAAGACAGAGUAGAUGGCUUGCCCCAGAUGGCUAUGAAAGCUAAGACAGCAUCACAAGAGAGUGUUGGUGUGUCAGAUGAGGAAGUUCAGCAGAAGCUGGUUUGUGAUGAAAUUGGAAAGAAGAGAAAGAGGAAUGCUUCUCUAGAGUUUCAAGUUUAG